AUGAGUACUGAUAAGUUGGAUACUACUGAUGAUACUAAUACGGCAGAAGUGAAAAAGGAGAUAGAUGCGUCUGAAAAUGUCGUUACGGUUUUUGAUUUAGCUUCGGAAAUUGAAGAUUCCUUGAAGGAUAUCCAGGAAAAGAUUAAGGAUCAGGACGCCAGAUUUAAGCAAUCUGUCUCUAAUAUUGAAGAAGUUGUUGAGAAAUUGAAAGGAUGA
Messenger RNA from Naumovozyma castellii, 216 nucleotides. RefSeq names its product Bil1p (gene BIL1). The record is from RefSeq and is a predicted model, not a curated record. The coding region runs from base 1 to 216 and encodes 71 amino acids. The transcript has a single exon. NCBI's taxonomy places the organism in Eukaryota, Fungi, Ascomycota, Saccharomycetes, Saccharomycetales, Saccharomycetaceae.